ACUCGACCACCUAUACGAAAACGAACUACAAAUAUAUUACAUAAAAAAAUUUCUUCACAAAUUAUUUGUCAAGAUAUCGAAGAUGAAACACCAUUUGUUAAAUUGUUUUCAAAUAUUCCUGAAUUUAUUUCUAAACAUUAUCAACGUACGGAUGCUCAACGAACUGACGAAGAAAAAAUUGAUCUUUAUACUAAUCAAGGUGCUCAAUGGUAUGGACCAUUGCAACUACCACCACAACCUGAACAUUAUAAAAUAUCUAUUUCAAAAUCAUUAAAAAAUGAAAAAAAUAUAUCAAGAAAAUCUCGUACUAAUCUUCUGCAUAAAGAAUCAACAAAAACUACAGCAUUUUUAAAUAAAAUUGGUGUUGAAUUAAAAUCAUGUUCAAAUUCAAAUACAAAUGAUUCAUUUUCUAAUAAUAGAAAUAAUUUUGAUUUGAAUAAAUUAAAUCAAUCUGAUCUUAUACAUGAAUGUCAAUAUUUAACAAUAAUUUCAUUUGAAAUUUUUUGUCAUACAAAUGAACCAUAUGCAUUUGCACUUGAUAAAGAUGAAAUAUUUUCAAUAUUUUAUACUCUAGCUUAUGAAACAAUUAAUGGAUGGAAAAUUCAAUCAUCUGUUCUUAUAUCAACUCAACAUUUACGUAUAACAAAAUCAAAUAUUCUUGAAAAAUCUUUUCAUUCAUUAGAAAAUAAAAAAAUUGAAUUUGUUAAAAAUGAAUUAGAAUUAAUUGAAAAAUUUUCAAAAAUUAUACAACAAUCAGAUCCUGAUAUAUUUAUUUGUUAUGAUAUGAAAUUAUCUUUAUAUUAUUUAAUAAAACGUGCUAAAUUAAAAUAUAAUUUAGAUUUAUUAAUUAAAUUUAGUCGUAUACCUGAACAACAAGAUAAUAUAACACGUAGUCGAAGUCAUAUGGCAGCUAAUGGAGAAGAUUUACCAGUUAUAGUUGGAAGAGUAUUACUUGAUUUAUGGAGAAUUUUAAGAAGUGAAAUAACAUUAAAUAUUUAUACAUUUGAAAAUGCAAUUUAUCAUGUAUUAAAUGAACGUGUACCAUAUUAUGAUAUAAGUUUACUUUCAAAAUGGUUUAUUGAUGAAGGACUCAAUCCAUCAUUUGGUUUAAGAGAUUUUGUAACUUUAUUAGAUUAUGGUUGGACACGUUCAACGGGUAAUUUUCGAUUGAUUUAUGAAUUAGAUUUAAUUAAUAAAACAUCGGAAUUUGCACGAAUUUAUGGAAUUGAAUUUUAUCAUGUAAGAAUUUUUUUUUCGCUACAUUUAUUAAAAGAAUAUUCACAAUACACCUAA
This is a messenger RNA of Rotaria sordida, 1293 nucleotides long. NCBI's taxonomy places the organism in Eukaryota, Metazoa, Rotifera, Eurotatoria, Philodinida, Philodinidae. The record is from the annotation of a GenBank genome assembly.